UUGUCAGCUGCGGCUGCUGCAGUAAGGAGUAACUAAAUGGCCUUGAGGGCGAUUUUGAGUUAUUCGAGGUCAAAGGUGAAUGUGAAUGGAAGCUGUGCAGGGUUCGAUACGAAAGGCACCCCAGACAAGACGAAGUCCUCGCGCUUGGCGCGCGCGCCCAGCUCGUGAAGCUAGGCAUAUUACCACAGUAGUGGUUCGGCUAGAACGAGGAGAAGAUCUUCUAAUGCUAGAGGCAGACGAAGCUUUACAGGACCAAGGACCAGAGGAGGACACAAGACAGAAUUCGAGCAAACAUAAGACAUCCCUUGUAGACUGUAUGGCAUUAAUGAGAGGACAGAGAAACUUCUGUGAAGUUGCAACACCUGUCUGCGAAGUGACUGCGACCAUCUCAUGGAAGGACAUCAUAGAAGAAGACAUGAAAAAAGAUGCAGAACAGGAUAGAUAA
Messenger RNA from Ylistrum balloti, 445 nucleotides. RefSeq lists its product as uncharacterized. The transcript is spliced from 5 exons. The record is from RefSeq and is a predicted model, not a curated record. The coding region runs from base 86 to 445 and encodes 119 amino acids. Lineage: Eukaryota; Metazoa; Mollusca; Bivalvia; Pectinida; Pectinidae.